Messenger RNA from Rhopalosiphum padi (bird cherry-oat aphid), 2606 nucleotides. Its product is annotated as protein arginine N-methyltransferase 5-like. The coding region runs from base 653 to 2428 and encodes 591 amino acids. Lineage: Eukaryota; Metazoa; Arthropoda; Insecta; Hemiptera; Aphididae. Gene Ontology annotation, biological process: regulation of DNA-templated transcription. The transcript is spliced from 2 exons. Gene Ontology annotation, cellular component: nucleus; cytosol. The record is from RefSeq and is a predicted model, not a curated record.
UUUAUUAUUGCUCAAUAGCCAAUGAUCAUGCCCUAGGAUAUAAAUAUUAAAUAAUAAAUAUAAUAUAAAUAAAUAUAAAGCCGCGUCCAGACCAAAGAAAUAUUUGUCGAAAACACAUGUUUUCGACAAUGUUUCCGAUUUCCGCUCAUAAGUGGUAACAUAAGUAUUUGUCGACGUCUCGACGACUAUCUAAUAUCUAUGUCAGAAUUUCGGAAAUAAAUGUUGCUAACAACUGACAAGUUUUUUUUAGUGUGGACGCUGCUUAAAUCUGUGUCACAUGUUCAAACUGUCGUGUGGGUUCGACGACUGCCGAACUUAUGCGAUCUAUAUCGUUCAUUUUAUGCACUUUGUCGGGUUUUAUACACUAACACCUGUCACUUAUCAGUUAUUAUGUUUUACUUCUACUAUAAAACUAUUACAGUAUAGACAGUAUGAGUAUUGUACUAAUACUGCUAAUUUGGUAUUGAUGUAGUUCGAUAACUCCGACUCGUGUACUGUGUAGAAUAUUGUAGAUGGCAAAUGCACUGACUACUAAGCACACGUGUGUUUUCUCGAACUUCGACGACCGACAAGUGGCAACCAUAGUUAAUUUACCGAGAAUAUAAAAAUAUUAACUUUUUAAGUGACUUGAUAUUUCUUAUCAAUUUCAUGAAUGAUGAAUAAUAACAGUAUGGCCAAUAUAGACAGAUUUUCAUUAAUAACAUCAUACAUUCCUGUUGACUUGGCGUUUGAUUUCAUCUCUAAAACUGACAUACAACAGUGUUUAGAAUACCUUACAGCAUGGUACUGUAAAAUGGGCUGUAUCCAAUUAUUUGACAAUGAGAAAAUUUUAAGUCUUGAUACAAUACUAAAUAAAGAUUUACUUCAAAAAGUAAUAGCAAAAUUGCCAACAGUGGAUUGUGAUGAUUAUAAACUUCAAAAUGACAUGGAAAAUCAAUUUAAUCAAAAGCUUAGUAUGUUGUAUAAUUUCAAUAUUAAAAAGUUUUUAAUUGAUUUUAAAUUACAAAACAAUUCUGCUAAUUUGGCUCGAAUGGUUUGUAAAUAUUCAAAUAAACCUAUUAUGUUUUAUUUUAAUUUACCAACAUUAGAAAAUGCUUGGGACUCUUGGAAUACUUUUAGGAACAUGACUGGUUAUAGUUUACAAAUUGGCAUAGUUUUAUACCUUACCAAAUACGUACCAACUCGUGAUGAGAUAAGUCGAUGGGUUGGUGAACCCAUAUCUGCUUUAUCUAUAAGUACAAAUCUUUUCAAUUUAAACAAAAAAGGAUAUCCAGUACUUAAUGAAGAACAUGAAGUUAUUUUGAAAAUAGCAAUACAACAAAAAUGGACAAUAAUUUUAUCAGGCGAACCACUACCAAAUAUGAGGGAUUAUUUUUAUUAUAUAAUAUUUGUUUCUAAGAAUAUUAAUAUCCCAUCUCCAAUAUUAGAGUGUGAUGAUCUUCUACAACUACCUUUACAACCACUCAGAGAUAAUCUUAUGUCUUGUGUGUAUCAUGUAUUUGAACAAGAUCCAGUUAAAUAUACGCAAUACCAAAAAGCUAUACAUUUAGCAAUCAUAGACAAAAAGGUAAAAAAUAUUGUUAUAGCUGUUAUUGGUGCUGGUCGAGGUCCUCUAGUUAAAGCCAGUCUGAGAGCUGCAGAUAUAGCAGCCGUAAAUGUUAAAAUAUAUGCAGUUGAAAAAAAUGAAAAUGCCAUACCGACACUUCUUAUGUAUCAAAAAAACAUUUGGGGUAAAUCUGUUGAUGUAGUUUUUAGUGAUGGACGAGAAUGGGAUCCACCUGAAAAGUGUGAUAUAAUGGUGUCUGAACUCCUGGGAUCAUUUGGUGAUAAUGAAUUGUCACCAGAAUGCCUAGAUGGAGCUCAGAAGUGUUUGAAAGACGAUGGUAUUAGUAUACCUUGUGAAUAUUCAUCCUAUUUAAGGCCUCUAAUGUCACAUAAACUUUUUAGUCAGACCAUAAGAAAUAAAGCCAUCGAUGAGUCAUGCUUAUCAAAUUCGAAAGAUGCUGCAUUUGAACAGUCGUACAUUGUUUUACAGCCCAAUAGCUACAAGCCGACCAAAACCAAAAAAUUAUUUACAUUUCAUCACCCCAAAAAAACAUUAGAAAGCAAUGCUCGGUAUAAAUGCCUUGAUUUUGAAAUAACUUCUAACAUGCAAUUGCAUGGUUUUAGUGGCUAUUUUGAUGCAGUAUUGUAUAAAAAUAUUACAAUAAGUAUAGAACCAUUAACUGAGAGUAUUGGCAUGUUCAGUUGGUUCCCUGUUUAUUUUCCAAUCAAGGAUACAAUGCUUGUUAAAUCGGGUAAUGUUAUAUCUGUUCAUUUUUGGCGGUGUUGUGACGAAUAUAAAGUAUGGUAUGAAUGGUGUGUAUCUUCUCCAAACCAAACACCUAUCUAUAAUUGCCAAGGAAAAUCAAAUUCUAUAAGACUGUAAUUUAUUAAAUAUUUAAUUUUUAUAAUUUUUGUAUAUCAUUGACUGAUGUUAUCUUUUAAAUUUUAAUAGUCGUUUGUUGCUAUAUACCUAUGUUGAACAUGUGUUAAUUAAGUUCAAACAUAAAUACAUGAUUACCUAAUAUAGUUAUUCAAUAAAUAUUUUAAACUAAUUAUUAAAA